Molecule: messenger RNA, 343 nt
Organism: Dentiscutata erythropus
Lineage: Eukaryota; Fungi; Glomeromycota; Glomeromycetes; Diversisporales; Gigasporaceae
Source: the annotation of a GenBank genome assembly
AUGCCAUUGUUGUAUUUUGCAUUAGGUCGCUUUGCUCCCAUGCUUAUACGUGAUGUUUUUCCCAAUUAUGAAUUUAAAAAUGAAGAUGGUAAAAAUGAAAAUUUUAGAAGACCUAUUACUAUACAAAUACAAGGAAAAAUAACUUUUCUUUGCCAAAUUCGGUUAUUUGAUUAUAAAGAUAAAGUAACAGAUAAUUUAAUAACGAUUGAUGAAGAUGAUAAAAAAUUAGUUAAAAAUAAUAAAUGGUAUUAUAAAGAUGGUAUCAUAACUAAUGAAAAUGGAGUUUCUUUAAAACAGUUAUUUUUAAAUACAGAAAAUAUCGAAUUACUUGAAGAAAAAACAU